CUCAGGAAUUUUGAGAUGGGAAUAUUUUAUUCUCAUGUUUGGUUCAAGAUAUAAAAAAUUAUUCUCGGGUAUGUUUUAUUCUUUGGAAUUAAAAUCCAAUCCAUUUCAUUCCCAUCUCUCCCCUGGUUAUCUUUCAUUCCAAUGGGAAUGGAAUGUGUAUAAUAAAGUGAAAAGACCAAAAUGCCCUUAUCAAUUUCACUCCAACACUUCUUCUCAGAUUUUUACUCCUCAUUUCAUCAGAAACCCAAACCCUAGCAGAGCCCCAAUUUCAUCGAAACUAAAACCUAGCCGAACUUCUUCCCCAAAUUCAUGGAGGCUCCACCAGUAUUAGCACCGUCUCGCCGCCGAUUUGAGUUUGCACGACCACCCCUCACCUUAUUCUAGAAGAAAAUUCACUUCAAUCCUUCGUUUGCGUUCGUGUUCCAUCAUCGCAGCUCACGUCGGUUCACCGCCACUGUAUGCUUGCCGUCGUCGCUGCUGCGCCUCUAGCCGGAUCCUCCGCGUCGCGUGCUCGCGUUUGGUCUCUCUCCUCCAUCAGUCUCUUGCUUGGUGUCGAGUUCGCCGUCGACGAGGAAGCUUUGCCACCGUUUCUCCAGUGCUUCGCAUACGGGGAUACUAACUAAGAGCAAAUUAGUUGCUAUUGAUGCUGGAAACAGGGGCUACCCUCUGAAUAAGAUCUGCUACAUAUACUAUCAUCUACUCCUAGACAUCCAAACCUCAUUGAGCACACCAGUGAGAAAGCCAAGGAAGCUAAAGAUAUACAAAAUGGAUCCUAAACAGAAGAUGAAAGUUAUUGCCUGCUUGAUUUUACAUUUCGAAUUAAUGAAUGACCUUAUGGUUAAGUUGUUGAUAAUUUGCUAUGUUUUGAUUAUAUUGCAAUUGAAGAAAAAGAAAAGAAAAUGGAAUGAUAGUUAUAGUAGGGAAGUAAUAAGAGAUGUUAGUGUUGAUAGGAUUAUUUAUUUUAGUGAUCUAGCAUGUAUAGAAAACACAAGAAUGGAUAGAUGUGCCUUUCAUGCAUUGUGUAACAUGCUUAAAAGGGAUGGAAGGUUAGAACCAAGUAGGAAUAUGGGUGUUGAAGAAAUGGUUGCCAUGUUUUUACAUAUUAUAGCACAUGACGUCAAAAUUAGAGUAAUAAAGAGACAAUUUGUGAGAUCUGAAGAAACAAUUAGUAGGCGAUUUAAUGAUGUAUUGCUUGCUAUUUUGAGAUGUCAUAAUCUCUUACUGAAGAAACCUCAACCAUUUAGCCAGGAUAAAAUGGAUGAACGAUGGAAAUGGUUCAAGGAUUGCCUAGGAGCCUUAGAUGGUACUCAUAUCAAAGUCAAUGUCCUUGAGGCUGAUAAGCCUAGAUAUCGAAACAGAAAAGGUGACAUAACAACCAAUGUGCUUGGAGUGGUUGCUCCCGAUAUGCAAUUUAUCUACGUACUGGCGGGUUGGGAGGGUUCAGCUGCGGAUUCUAGGGUAUUGCGAGAUGCACUAUUUCGCAAUGGGUUUAGUGUUCCCCAAGGUCAUUAUUACUUAUGUGAUGCUGGAUACAUGAAUUGUGAAGGAUUUUUGGCACCUUAUAGAGGACAAAAAUAUCAUUUGAGUGAGUUUAAUCCACAUAAUCAACCUAGUACGGCCCAAGAACUUUUUAAUAUGAAACACUCACAAGCUAGAAAUGUCAUUGAAAGGGCAUUUGGAGUAUUGAAAGCAAGAUGGGGAAUUUUAAGAGGAAGGUCAUUUUAUCCUAUUAAAACUCAAGGAAGAAUUAUAACUGCAUGUUGCCUUUUGCAUAAUCACAUUAGAAGAGUGAUGGUUGUGGAUCCUAUUGAUGAGAUAGUAGAUCAAAAUAUGCUUGGAGUAGAUGGGGGGACGAUCCACCAUAUUGAGACGAGCGAUGCUUGGGGUAGAUGGAGGGAUCAACUUGCACAAGAAAUGUGGAACCAAUGGAGGAGAAGACAUCAUACACGAUAAUUAUGUUCAUUUUUCUAUGUAUAAGGCUGUCUAUUGUAACAUUGAUUUCAUUUUAUUGAUGUGGUUGCGUUCUUGUACAAGAGUUGUGCAUGUAUGCUUAUUAGUGCAAGUAAUUUUUUACUUUUGAGACUUCUUUGUAACUUUUAUUUGGAUAAUA
Messenger RNA from Arachis stenosperma, 2110 nucleotides. Its product is annotated as protein ALP1-like. The transcript has 6 exons. Bases 766 to 1953 code for a protein of 395 amino acids. Lineage: Eukaryota; Viridiplantae; Streptophyta; Magnoliopsida; Fabales; Fabaceae. The record is from RefSeq and is a predicted model, not a curated record.